AUGGAAGCAGGCGGGACAGGCGAGCAGGGUAAGCCAGAGACGGGGUCAGUCUGCAGCAGCCUCCAGCCUGAGAGCUGCCCAGCCGCUGGGACUCGGAUCUCCAUGGCCGCCAUGAGCGCUCAGCCCUACGGGAGCUUCUCUGGUGCAGGAGUGGGGAGACCAAGGCUUUCUUUGCAAGGACAGAGAGGCCACCCGCACUCCAGGCGCCGCCACCGCACCACCUUCAGUCCAACGCAGCUGGAGCAGCUGGAGUCGGCCUUCGGGAGGAACCAGUACCCUGACAUCUGGGCCCGAGAGGGCCUGGCCCGGGACACAGGCCUCAGCGAGGCCCGCAUCCAGGUCUGGUUCCAGAACCGCAGAGCUAAGAAGAGGAGGCAAGAGCGAUCACUGCUCCAGCCACUAGCUCAUCUGUCUCCAGCCAUUCCCUCUGGUUUCUUGCCUGAGGCCCCUGCCUGCUCCUACUCCUACCCAGCACCAUCUCCACCAGGGACCUGCUUUCCUCACCCCUACAACCAAGCCCUUCCCUCUCAGCCCUCUCCAGGUGGUUCCUUUGCUCGACCCCACCGAUCUGAAGACUGGUACCCGACCUUGCACCCAAACCCUGCUGCUCACCUGCCCUGCCCCCCACCCCCACCCCCACCCAUGCUUCCCCUCAGCCUUGAGCUACCCAAAUCCUGGAACUGA
This is a messenger RNA of Phyllostomus hastatus (greater spear-nosed bat), 684 nucleotides long. RefSeq names its product PROP paired-like homeobox 1 (gene PROP1). Bases 1 to 684 code for a protein of 227 amino acids. The transcript is spliced from 3 exons. Gene Ontology annotation, cellular component: transcription regulator complex. The record is from RefSeq and is a predicted model, not a curated record. Gene Ontology annotation, biological process: regulation of transcription by RNA polymerase II; pituitary gland development. Gene Ontology annotation, molecular function: DNA-binding transcription factor activity, RNA polymerase II-specific; RNA polymerase II cis-regulatory region sequence-specific DNA binding. Lineage: Eukaryota; Metazoa; Chordata; Mammalia; Chiroptera; Phyllostomidae.